CCUCAUUUGAUUAGCGGGAUUUGUUUUUUGUGUUCGAAGUUCUCGGAAAAAAUUGAAAUUAUUCCAAAAAAAUGGAAAAUAAUUCAACAAAAAGGCAAAAUGAUUUGCCAACAACGAUUUGUCAGUAUGGGAAGAAUUGCUACCGGAAGAAUCCUUCGCAUUUCCAGGCCUACAAUCACUCCCACUUGGAAUCUAUCAUACGAAAUCGCAAUGGGGAAGAGUACACGAUUCCGGAUGAAUUCGCAAUGAAAGAUCUCAUUCUGGAGCAGGUCAAGAUUGUUGCUAAACUCUUUCCGGAUCUUCUAAUUCAGCCACAGCAAAAGAUUCCAAAGAUUGAAAGGAAUUCAGAAGAUGUCACAAAGAGAGCUGAAGAACUGAAAGUCCCGGAAAUUGAGAAGAAGGUUCAGACAAUUGAGAAAACCCCUGAAAAUAUCGCAGUGAAAAAGGAAAAAGUUGAAGGGUCAAAAGUGCAGAAUAAAGAAGAGAACCCAGGCUGUUCUAGAAGCUCAACUUCUCCAAAGGAACCUCAAUUUGUCAGGAAUAUCCACGACAAUAUUGCAGUUGUCCUACCACGCGGGAAGAUGGAAGAGAAACUUAAAGCUGCUGCUCCUUUUAAUUACUUCCUAACAGCAAUCACUGAUUCCCCAGCUACUCACAAUGAAAGUCUUACAGUGACAUUUCAGGAGAUUCUGGAUAGGAGCUUGGGAGAGCUCGAGUGUUCUCUGCAGAUUAAUUUCAUGGUGGACAUCGGCUGGCUAAUGAUGCAGUAUUACUUCGCCGGAUACGGGGAGAAGCCUCUGAUGAUUCUGUAUGGUGAUGAGAACGAUGAUCUCGCUAAUAUUGGAAAAAUUAGAAAGAAUGUGGAAACAAUGAAGGUUCCCAUGGUGAAUUCAUUUGGCACUCAUCACACCAAAAUGAUGCUUUUGGCAUACACGGAUGGUUCAAUGCGUGUGGUAAUCUCAACGGCGAAUCUGUAUGCCGAUGAUUGGCACAAUCGUACACAGGGUUUGUGGAUCAGCCCUAAACUCCCAAAGGUUGAGGAUUCUAAGGACACGGCUUUCGGGGAGAGUCCUACGAACUUCCGGGAGAGUCUACUGCGCUACCUCAUGGCAUACAAUAAUCCCAAAAUUCAGCCAUGGAUCACACGAGUGCGCAAAUCCAAUUUCUCCGAAGUCAACGUCUUCCUCGUGGCAUCAGUUCCUGGUGGUCAUAUAAACUCAUCCUUCCCCAAGGGUCCCCAGUGGGGGCAUCCACGUAUGGGGCAUUUGCUGGCUCAACAUUCUGCGCGCAUUGAUGAAACAUGCCCCAUUGUGGCACAGAGCUCAAGCAUCGGUAGCCUAGGAGCCAGUGUUGAUUCCUGGGUACUCGGGGAAUGGGGUAUUAAUUUCCGAAAAGAUUCCGCUCCAGCAGGACUGCGUCGAAUGCCACUAUUUCGCAUGGUCUACCCCAGUUUUAUGAAUGUUAAGAACAGUCAUGAUGAUCUCAUUGGUGGUGGAUGCCUUCCCUACAGCAAGUCGGCCAAUGAUAAGCAACCCUGGCUCAAGAAUCAUCUCUGUCAGUGGAAAGCAAACAAGCGACACAGAACGCAGGCAAUGCCACACAUUAAGACCUACUGCCGUUGGUCAGAUAAAGGGAUCUACUGGUUCCUUCUCACUUCGGCCAAUUUGUCCAAAGCAGCCUGGGGAAUUCACAAUAAGAGCGCCAAAAUUGAGCCACCGCUGCGGAUCAUGAACUACGAAGCCGGCGUUCUCUUCCUGCCCAAAUUCAUCACAAAUGAGGAUACUUUCCCCCUUGAAUCCCAAUGUGAUUCAUCCUCUAAAACCAUUUCACUACCCUAUGAUAUUCCACUAGUACCUUAUGGGCUUGACGAUGUUCCAUUUGUGAUGGAUUACCUCCAUGAGGCUCUCAAAUAAAAAAUGGUGUAACGUGUUCUACAGAGGCAUCCUGAUUUUGUGGUUUGUUAGAUGAAUGUGCAGAAUGUCCAAAAUGGAGUCUAUUAGUUGAGAAUCUCAGGAUUUAAUUUAAAAGAAAGGAAGACUGUGACAAAGGAGAAUAGAAAAAUCUCUUAAAGAUUUUUUAACGUGAAAUGUAAAAAAUAACUAUGAAUUCCGAAAUUCUAUCUAAGAAAUUAUAUUAUUUAUUAUUCAGAAAACUAA
This is a messenger RNA of Lutzomyia longipalpis, 2156 nucleotides long. RefSeq names its product probable tyrosyl-DNA phosphodiesterase (gene gkt). Gene Ontology annotation, cellular component: nucleus. Gene Ontology annotation, biological process: single strand break repair; double-strand break repair. Gene Ontology annotation, molecular function: 3'-tyrosyl-DNA phosphodiesterase activity; double-stranded DNA binding; single-stranded DNA binding. Lineage: Eukaryota; Metazoa; Arthropoda; Insecta; Diptera; Psychodidae. Bases 72 to 1913 code for a protein of 613 amino acids. The record is from RefSeq and is a predicted model, not a curated record. The transcript is spliced from 6 exons.